AUACCGUACGGCAAGAGAAUUUUCGUCCUCUUGAAGGAUUUUUAGCAUUUUGCAGAUAAAUCUGCUGACAGAUACAGAAUCAGAAUGCUUAGAUUGUGGCCAUUGAGACAUGUGGCUAAAACACCACUUUCAGCCUUAGCCAAGUAUUCCUCUGCUCCGGCUGCUUCCCCUGAGAAAGUGGAAGUAUUUAUUGAUGGUAAACCAGUUUAUGUAGAACCUGGUACUACUGUUUUACAGGCAUGUGCUGAAGGUGGUGUAGAAAUUCCUAGAUUUUGUUACCAUGAUAGAUUGUCUAUAGCUGGUAAUUGUAGAAUGUGUUUAGUAGAAGUUGAAAAAUCACCAAAACCUAUUGCAUCUUGUGCUAUGCCAGUAAUGAAAGGUAUGAGAGUGAAGACUGAUUCACCUGUAUCUAGAAAAGCCAGAGAAGGUGUUAUGGAGUUCCUACUAGUAAAUCAUCCAUUAGAUUGUCCUAUCUGUGAUCAAGGUGGAGAAUGUGAUCUUCAGGAUCAGUCAAUGGUAUUUGGUAGUGACAGAAGUAGAUUUACAGACAGUGCUUAUACAGGCAAAAGAGCAGUAGAAGAUAAAAAUAUUGGACCAUUAGUUAAAACUAUCAUGACCAGAUGUAUUCAUUGUACACGCUGUAUCAGAUUUGCCAGUGAAGUAGCUGGUGUUGAUGAUUUAGGAACAACAGGACGUGGAAAUGACAUGCAAGUUGGUACAUAUGUAGAAAAAAUGUUAAAAUCCGAAUUGUCUGGCAAUGUCAUAGAUCUUUGUCCUGUUGGCGCAUUGACAUCAAAACCUUACGCUUUCACAGCUCGACCUUGGGAAACCAAAAAAAUAGAAAGUAUAGAUGUAAUGGAUGCUGUCGGUAGUAAUAUUGUUGUUACUAUGAGGACUAAUGAAGUAAUGAGAAUUGUUCCCAGGUUAAAUGAGGAAGUCAAUGAAGAGUGGAUUUCUGAUAAAACAAGAUUUGCCUAUGAUGGUUUGAAGAGACAGAGAUUAACUUCACCAUUUAUGAAAAACAAAAAUGGAAUUCUGGAAGAAAGUGAUUGGGAAAAUGCAUUUAUUGCAGCAGCACAUAAAUUGAAUGCUGUAUCUGGAAAUGAAAUAGCAGCCAUUGCUGGUGGCCUUGCUGAUGCGGAAGCUCUAGUUUCAUUGAAAGAUUUUCUCAACAAGCUGGGCAGUGAGGGACUAUGCACUGAAGAGAUGUUCCCGAUGGAUGGUGCAGGAACUGAUUUAAGAUCUAAUUAUUUAUUGAAUACAACUAUUGCUGGUAUAGAAGAAGCUGAUCUAGUUGUUUUAAUUGGUACCAACCCGAGAUAUGAAGCUCCUAUAUUUAAUGCUAGACUUAGAAAGAGUUGGGUACAUAAUGAACUAGAUGUAGCUUUACUUGGUUCUCCAGUUGAUCUGUCCUUUGAAUAUGAGCACCUUGGUGAAACAGCAAAUGAUUUGGAUAAACUGGUGUCAGGAAAUCAUCCUUUCUCAAAGAGAUUGGCCUCUGCUAAACGUCCAGUUAUAGUGGUUGGUAGUGCCAUAUUACAGAGAUCUGAUGGUGGAGCUCUACACUCAGCUAUAACUAGACUGGCUCAAGAUAUACGGGUACAGUCUGGUUGUGGAGAUGACUGGAAAGUUUUAAAUGUUCUACACAGGGUUGCCAGUCAAGUAGCAGCAUUAGAUCUAGGUUAUAAGGCUGGUGUAGAUUAUAUUAGGGCCAACCCACCUAAAGUAUUGUAUCUUCUUGGAGCUGAUGAAGCUGUCUUAACUAGAGAGGAUCUCCCUAAAGAUACUUUCAUUAUCUAUCAAGGACACCAUGGAGAUAGAGGAGCCUCAAUGGCAGAUGUUAUAUUCCCUGGUGCUGCCUACACAGAGAAAGAUGUGACGUAUGUUAAUACAGAGGGUCGAGCUCAACUAACACGACAAGCUGUUACUCCCCCUGGUUUAGCUAGAAAUGACUGGAAAAUCAUCAGAGCUCUAUCUGAGAUUAUGGGUAAUUCCCUGCCCUAUGAUAAGAUACAGGAAGUUAGAAGACGUCUGGCUGAAGUAGCUCCUAAUUUAGUUCGUGUGGGUGAUGUGGAAGAAGCUAAUUAUUUUAAACAGGCCCAGGAGUUGGCUCAGUUGGUUAAGAAGACACCUUCCAAUGAACCAUUAAGUCCACCAAUGAAGACAUUAAAGGAAUUUUACAUGACUGAUUCAAUCAGUAGAGCAUCACAAACAAUGGCUAAAUGUGUCCAGGCUGCCACAGAGGCUGAAACUUCAAAAUAUUGAACCAGAAGACUGUUAAACAAAACACAGAUUUUGUGAUACUGACAAUAUUGUUUUUUUACUUUGGUAGAAAUUCACCAUCAAUUGUGAAUAUUUAUAUGCCAAUAUAAUAUUAAUAAGCUACUGUCACAUGCCAAAGCUUUAGACAAAAUCUGCUAAGAAAGAUUUGAAUUUCAAAUUUAGACAAUGUCAACAAGGCAAAUUAUUGUGAAUUCAGCCAUUUGUGUGAAGUUAUAUUUAGAAACAUGUUGAAUUUGUAAAUGAUUUAUUAAGAUUACUGUAUAAAUGGUAAUGUGGAAAUGUUC
Lottia gigantea (owl limpet) is the source of this 2567-nucleotide messenger RNA. RefSeq lists its product as hypothetical. The record is from RefSeq and is a predicted model, not a curated record. Gene Ontology annotation, cellular component: membrane. The transcript is spliced from 20 exons. Lineage: Eukaryota; Metazoa; Mollusca; Gastropoda; Lottiidae. Gene Ontology annotation, molecular function: iron-sulfur cluster binding; NADH dehydrogenase (ubiquinone) activity. Gene Ontology annotation, biological process: ATP synthesis coupled electron transport. The coding region runs from base 85 to 2265 and encodes 726 amino acids.